Molecule: messenger RNA, 3678 nt
Organism: Oncorhynchus mykiss (rainbow trout)
Lineage: Eukaryota; Metazoa; Chordata; Actinopteri; Salmoniformes; Salmonidae
Product: nociceptin receptor-like
Biological process (GO): sensory perception of pain; neuropeptide signaling pathway
Cellular component (GO): plasma membrane; neuron projection
Molecular function (GO): neuropeptide binding; nociceptin receptor activity
Source: RefSeq, a predicted model, not a curated record
AGGACGCAGGAGGAGGGUAUGGACGGAAGGAGAGAAGAGAGAGGAAGAUUAAAAACAGGGUGAAGACGCCGAGAACUAUAUCUCCACGCCUGAGAAACGAACCUGUAACGAAAGAAUCGGAGGAACCAGCUACAUUUAGACCACUCCUCCGCAUCUCUUCAUAGUUCAUCUGUUGGUUAAUUAAGGGGGGGAUAUUUUCUCUCGUCCUAGACCUACACCAACGGAAAUCUGUACCGCUGGCAACUAUGGAAAACAGGACAACCAGAGACUGAGAUACCUAAACAUAGGAACGCAGGCAACAACCCAACAAAACCUAAAUAAACAACUUUAUCGGAACCGUUUGGGAAUGCACAAGGGGACUGCGCUAGGAGAGACUCAUAACAGACCGUUGUAAUAGCGUCGUGAAUAACCCAUUGUCAUGGAGUUCCUAAACGACUCGUUGGUCGGUGGAUCAGACCUGGACCUGAGAGCCCUCCACUUCUACAACGACUCUCUGCUCUUCCAGAACAACUUCAGCGGUGGGUUCAACGAGACCGACGCCUUCCUGCCUGCCGGUGUCAAGAUCACCAUCGUUGUGGUCUACAUGAUGGUCUGCGUGGUGGGGCUGAUGGGUAACUGCCUGGUUAUGUACGUCAUCAUCAGGUACACUAAGAUGAAGACAGCCACCAACAUCUACAUAUUUAACCUGGCUCUGGCUGACUCCCUAGUCCUCGCUACCUUACCCUUCCAGGGAACAGACCUGUUCCUGGGCUUCUGGCCGUUCGGCAACGCCCUCUGCAAGGCCGUGGUCUCCAUAGACUACUACAACAUGUUCACCAGCACCUUUACUCUGACCGUGAUGAGCAUGGAUCGCUACGUGGCCGUGUGCCAUCCGGUCAAGGCCCUGGACAUGAGGACGCCCCACAAGGCCAAAGUGGUCAACAUCUGCGUGUGGGUCCUGGCGUCGGCGAUAGGGGUACCGGCCAUGGUGUUGGGAGAUGUGGAGGUUGAACAUAACAGUGUAGAGUGUAUCGUAGUCCUCCCAGACCCUCGUAGCUACUGGGACCCGGUGUUCGGCACCUGCGUUUUCCUCUUUUCCUUCCUCAUCCCAGUGGCCAUCAUCAGUGUCUGCUACAGCCUGAUGGUGAAGCGCCUUCGCAGCGUCCGCAUCCUGUCCGGCUCCAAGGAGAAGGACCGCAACCUGCACCGCAUCACUCGCAUGGUCCUGGUCGUAGUGGCAGCCUUCGUGGUCUGUUGGACCCCAGUCCAGAUCAUGGCUCUGGCCCAGUCAUUGGGCUUCAACCUGAGUAGCCUCCUCACCAUGGCCCUGAUGCACUUCUGUAUCGCGCUGGGCUACGUCAACAGCAGUCUUAACCCAGUCCUCUACGCCUUCCUGGACGAGAACUUCAAGAGGUGCUUCAGGGAGUUCUGCCACCCGGGUCCGUUCCGCCUAGACAGCCGGCAGCAGUCGGGUCGGAUGAGGAGCAUCGCCCGCGAGGUGGCUUACAAUUGCAAGACGGCGGAUGGGAAUACAAAUCCCGCAUGACUAGGCGUGGAGCUGCCCUUGGUCUGCCAGGAACCCCAGAACAACCACCACCAAAGGACAGGGAACUCCAACAUGGAGCUCACCCAGAUCACUACCCUCUAGCAGGAUGUCGGCCCCCUGGGCUGGGGCCAAACGGGGAAAGGCCAAGGAAGAGGACCGGAGGUGGCCCAAGGCAGGGGCACUGUCCGAAUGGCCUGGUUGGGGCCAGAUCUGGGCCGGAGCUGUUUGGAGGCCUAACAGCAGGGUUAGGUAGUCUAACGGACCUUCUUCUAGGGACUAAGGGGCUUCUCUGUGUCUUUAGGGAACAUGGAUGUUAUUAACAUGUAUGUCAUGUUGUCUUUAUUUAAUUGGUUUAGCAUUUUCAGGACGAUUAAGUUCAGAGUUUAGGUCUAUGUGCUUCAUGGACAAUUUACGCGAAUGUCAACAGUUUUUGCUCACACUUAUCUCAACUCUGAGUCUGUUGAUUGGUUGAUUAAUUACGUUGUCAUGGUCAUUUUUUAAAUGUUUGUUUUAUAGAUGCUUUUUUGUUUGUUUCUACGCUGUAGGUAAUUACUUUAAGUGGAUGUUAUUAGUUUAUUUCUGUUUUAUUUUGUUCGAGAGAAACAAUUUGUCUUAUUCCAUGGCCUUAAAUACCAAACAAAGUCUGUAUAAAUACUAUCCACUAUCCUGGGAUAAAGAGUGUCAGUUCUUGAUGGUGCUGUACUGUAACUUUCCUUGUUUGUUUUGUAUCACCUUGCAGGUGUUGUGUAGGAACAAACAACACAACACAACAGAGACUUGCUUGUUGAAGCCUUUAUUAUUCAUUGUUACGAUGAAAUAAUGGCAGAUGAUGAUGCUGCCUGAUGCUCCGCGUAUGAAUAUUUCUGCUUGACGUCCUGUAAAAAUGAAGCAAAUAUAUUUUGUACUAUAAUUUGUUUGAAUCCAGGCUAUAUCACAUCUGGCUGUGAUUGGGAGUCCCAUAGAACGGCCCAGCGUCGUCCAGGUUUGGACGGUGUAGGCCGUCAUUGUAAAUAAGAAUUUGUUCAUAACUGACUUGCCGAGUUAAAUAAAAAAAAUAAAAAAAGUUACUCUGGAUACAUAACACGGUGUUACCCUGGAUACAUAACACGGUGUUACCCUGGAUACGUGACAUGGUGUUACCCUGGAUACAUAACACGGUGUUACCCUGGAUACAUAACACGGUGUUACCCUGGAUACAUAACACGAUGUUACCCUGGAUACAGAACACGGUGUUACCCUGGAUACAGAACACGGUGUUACCCUGGAUACAUAACACGAUGUUACCCUGGAUACGUGACACGGUGUUACCCUGGAUACAUAACACGGUGUUACCCUGGAUACAUAACACGAUGUUACCCUGGAUACGUGACACGGUGUUACCCUGGAUACAUAACACGGUGUUACCCUGGAUACAUAACACGAUGUUACCCUGGAUACGUGACACGGUGUUACCCUGGAUACAUAACACGGUGUUACCCUGGAUACAUAACACGAUGUUACCCUGGAUACGUGACACGGUGUUACCCUGGAUACAUAACACGGUGUUACCCUGGAUACAUAACACGGUGUUACCCUGGAUACAUAACACGGUGUUACCCUGGAUACAUAACACGGUUUUCUUCUAUAUGCCUCCAAAGAGUAUUCACACCCUUUUACUUUUUCCACACUUUGUUAUGAAUUGAACAUUAAAUUGAGAUUGUUUUGUCACAAGACCCCGUAGUGUCAAAGUGGAAUUAUGUUUUUUGAAUUAAAAAAAAACGGGGAUAAUAAAAAAACAAUUAAAAAAGAAAAGCUGAAACAUCAAUAAGUUUUCAACCGUUUUGUAAUGUGCUCAAAAAGGAACAUAAUAAGUUGCAUGGACUCACUCUGUGUGCAGUAAUAGUAUUUAACAUGUUUUUUGGAAUCACUACCUCGUCUUUGUAGCCAACACAUAUAAGGUGAGUACUAGGCUGAAAAGUACCACCAGUACCGGGUAACCCAAAGGCCCAAGAGAGAGUGGGCAACCCAGAGUCCGAUAUCCCAAUUAUCUGUAAGGUCCCUAAGUCGAGCAGUGAAUUUCAAACACAGAUUCAACCACAAAGACCAGAGAGGUUUCCUAAAGUGUCACGAAGACGGGCUCCUAUUGGAAGAAAUGUAAUAUUCCUUAGAGCAUG